GGUCAUCAUGAGUAGUGAAAUCAACUGCAUUGCUUUAAUUGGAAAACAAAACAAUCCCCUCUACAUCAAAAACUUUAGCAACACUCAUCCUGACUUGAAAUAUCAUUACAUUGCACACACCUCAAUCGAUGUCAUUGAAGAAAGAGUAUCCAAUGGACCUAAGAACCUAGACUUGUACAUCGGUCUUUUAUAUGCUAUGGAGGAUCUGGCAGUAUAUGGAUACAUUACCAAUACACGUGUCAAGUGUGUUGUAGUGGUCUCUGUAACGGAUUGUGUUAUUCGCGACGCAGACAUGAAACUGAUAUUUCAAAAAGUGCAUGCUGCCUAUGUGAACCAAGUCUGUAAUCCUUUUUACAACCUUGAUUCUCAAAAGUCUUUGACCAGCAAAGCAUUUAUACGUGCUAUUGAUGCCAUUGGAUUAACUAAACCCACAAGAACAACAUUGGAUAUCUAGUGUGUAUAUAUAUAGAGAGAGAGAGAUAAAAGGAAGCAAGCAAGCAAGAUUAUCCCGCAUCUUCCUUUAUCUUUUUCCCACUUCUUUUUUUUUGCUUUUUCUUUUUGACAAAAAACAUGACAAGAUUGCUAUUAUAUAUUGUUUUAUUUUGUUUUAUUCUUCUAAUUGAUAACUAUUAGUUGGUCUCUUCUUGCUUUAAUUUCUCUUGCUGUUUUUCCUGACCACCCAAGCUAAAAAAGCGAUGUAUUAAUAUCAAUAUAUGUUCUUU
Molecule: messenger RNA, 722 nt
Organism: Phycomyces blakesleeanus NRRL 1555(-)
Lineage: Eukaryota; Fungi; Mucoromycota; Mucoromycetes; Mucorales; Phycomycetaceae
Exons: 5
Coding region: 8-454 (148 amino acids)
Biological process (GO): endoplasmic reticulum to Golgi vesicle-mediated transport
Cellular component (GO): nucleus; TRAPP complex; cytoplasm
Source: RefSeq, a predicted model, not a curated record